CCCACCGCACAAGCAUGACCAGCAUCAGCAGCACCGACAAGCUUCCUCUAUCCAUCGAGGCCGGCGCACACAAUACGAAUGAGAAAGAGGACGGAGUCGUCACUAUAGAUGUCGAUGGCACGCCCAUCAAGUUGGACAAGCUCGGGCCUAUGAUCAUCAACGGCGAUGGAACCAUUUCGCGGAUCACAAACUGGGCGGAGAUGGGCGAGAUCGAGCGCAACCGCGCAGUCCGUCUUAUGGUGAAGCGCAACCAUUCGCGCCUGAAGAAGCUCGCCCAAGAGCACGGGGACAGCGGCGACGAGCAGGUCAGCGCGCUCAAGGAGGCUUAGAUGCAGCCCAUUGCAACCUCUGCGAUCGUCGGGGUUGCCCAUCCGCAGCGCCUUGUGGUGUCCGCCGACAGGCCCGCGCGACGACCAUACUGCCCGCCUCAUGUCGCGGCCUCCACCGCCCUCAACAUGCGCAGUACUCAAUCGUCCAUUCGCCGUUGUAGACAAAUCGCCUAGAACAUACGUUUAGACCAUCUGUACUUGCGUUCUGGU
Molecule: messenger RNA, 539 nt
Organism: Cutaneotrichosporon oleaginosum
Lineage: Eukaryota; Fungi; Basidiomycota; Tremellomycetes; Trichosporonales; Trichosporonaceae
Source: RefSeq, a predicted model, not a curated record